This is a messenger RNA of Hepatospora eriocheir, 1488 nucleotides long. Lineage: Eukaryota; Fungi; Microsporidia; Hepatosporidae. The record is from the annotation of a GenBank genome assembly.
AUGAUUAAAAAAUUACCAGAUCAAUUAAUAACAAAAAUAACAGCAGGUGAAGUUAUAACAUCAUAUUAUUCAGCAGUAAAAGAAUUAUUAGAAAAUGCACUUGAUGCUAACAGUACAUCAAUUACAAUACAAAUAGGUAAGAACACUCUCACACCAAAUAUUAGUAUUAGAGAUAAUGGAACCGGAAUAGACGAAUCUGAUUUAGAAUUACUUUGUGCAAACAAUUGUACCUCUAAAUGCACAACCACAAUAAAAAAUGUACACACUUAUGGAUUCAGGGGUGAAGCAUUACAUGCCAUAUCACUAGCAUGUCAACAAAUUAAAGUUAAUACAAUUAAGAGUAAUAAUAAUCUUGGAUUUAGUUGUAUUUAUAAAGACGGUGUUUUAAUUGAGAAAAAGUUAAUUCAAUUAAGCUUUAAUCAAGGCACUGAAAUAACAGUAGAGAAUUUAUUUCAUAACAAUUUUAUAAGAAAAAGUGAAUAUUUAACUAAGAAGAUGUAUAACAAAGUAAAUGAUUUAAUUAAAACAUAUACAGCUGUUAAUUUAAAUAUUUCAAUAAACAAUUCACAAUACAACAACCUUAAUGAGUCAGUGUCAGAUUUAUUUAAAUUAACAACAUACCAUCUUAUAGAUAAACCACAAUACAAAGUAAUUUAUUCUCACUAUAAUAUCAAUACUUUUUAUUUAACAGUAAAUAAUAGAAAAGUAAACAAUAAAGAAUUAAGAAAGUUACUAUUCAAGAAUCGAACCAAUACAUUCCUAUUUAUAUCAUUAUAUUCAAACGAGAUAGAUUUUAAUAUUCAUCCAUCAAAAGAUGAAGUUUUAAUAGAAAAUAAAGAAGUUUAUGAAAGUAUAAUUAAUGAAGUAAAUAAUUAUUUAAAUUUAAAUGUAAUAACAUCAAAUUCUAUAGAAACUAAUAGUUUAAAUUUAACAAAUAAAGAUAAAAUUAAACCUUUUAAUAAGCAAUAUAGUUCAUCUUUUAUUAAACAAUUAAAAUUAAGUAAUUCUUUUAAAGAUGAUGAUUUAAUAGAAAAUGAGUUAACUGAAAAUGAGUUAACUGAAAAUGAGUUAACUGAAAAUAAUUUAACUGAAAAAAAGUUUAUAGAAAAUGAUUUGAUAGAAAAAAAAUUAAUAGAAAAUGAUUUAACAACUAAUGAGUUAAUAGAAAAAACGUUAACUAAAAAUAAUUUAAUAGAAAAUAAUUUAAUAGAAAAAACGUUAUCAACUAAUAAUUUAAUAGAAAAAAAGUAUAAAUUAAAAUGUAAAUUAAAAGAAUUAAUUUAUAUAGGAACAUAUAAAUUAAAUAAUGAAACAUAUUCAAUAUGUGAAUUAAAUAAUUCAUUAAUAGAAUGUUAUCCAAUAAAUAAUUUAGAUAAGAAAUUAAUAGAAAUCAAAAGUAAUAUGAAUAGUGAAUUUAAAGAUCAAAUAAUCUAUUAUAGAAUAAUAAUUAAUAUGAAAGAAGUUUAUAAAAAAUUUAAAAGGAUUUAA